Molecule: messenger RNA, 5952 nt
Organism: Bactrocera oleae (olive fruit fly)
Lineage: Eukaryota; Metazoa; Arthropoda; Insecta; Diptera; Tephritidae
Product: ribitol 5-phosphate transferase FKRP
Biological process (GO): protein O-linked glycosylation via mannose
Cellular component (GO): Golgi apparatus
Source: RefSeq, a predicted model, not a curated record
AUUCACACAUUGCUAUACCGCGCAGCUGUCAUCCCGUUAUCCUUGCUUCAAGUGAGCUUCCUGUCAAAUGAAACACAGAAAGUAUGUAGUGCGUGUAAGUUUUGAGUGUGUGAAUUUUACCAGCGUGAAAUUAGUAAAUAUUAAAUGUAUAAAAUCAUUAUAAAGAAGUUUAUAGAAAAAAUGUGGCAUAGCCGCAACGGAAUGUGUUAAUAUACAACUAUGUAUAUAUAUAAAAAUAUAGUUUAGCUUUAGAGCUAGAAAAUAUACCUGCUAAUUGAAAGUCCGCAGAAACCCAAAGUGCUUGUAGUGUAGUAGAUAGUGAAUGUUUUAUUUCAUAAAUACCUAAACAUACCAAGUAGUGGAAUUCGUAGUGAAAUCAUGUGCAUUGCGACCUCCAUAUGCUCCGCGGGCUGGCCCAGUCACCUCAAUUGCAAAUAAAAAAGAAAAUAAUAUCAAAAUUUGACCUCGCUUUGAAGUGGGUGUGUGGCAUCAAGAAAUAUUUUUCGCCAAUUUGACGCACGCACACAUAUACAAAUAUACAUACGUACACUUAACUCGCAAAUACCCACCGUUUGCAAUAUGAAAGUGAUGCGCAUACGCCACGCUAAACUAAUCGUAGCAGUAGUGGUCAUAGCCAACCUCAUACUAUUUUAUUACUCUUGGAAGUCGACUAUUUGGAAGACUCUCACGUCCACACUCAUGCCCAGCGAUGCAGCAGAACGCGCAGCGUCAGCUGAUAAUGAGCUCGGCGGCGGUGUCGGUGUCGGCGCCGCAGGACGUGGCGUAGGCAAAUCGUCGCGCGAUAAGCUCAAGAGUGCCAACAAACAUAUACGCAAAUCCAUAACGGUUGUAUUUCGUAGUUUUUAUAAUUUCGAAAAUGAUCUCAAAGCAUCCAUUGACAAUCUACUCGAUAUUGUGCCGAAUUUGUCGGUGUUAGUACUGUUGGAGGGUACGCCCUAUCCACCGGUCUCAUAUGAGCGCAACAUCACCGCUACGAGCGGGGAGGAGAACACUGUGCGAUUCAUCAAUCUUGGCUUCGAUGUGCAAAAGACACCCGAGCAAUUAAAUGCGCUCGCAGCAAUACACACGAAGUAUGUGCUAUUCCUGCCAGAUAGCGUGCGUUUGACAAGUAAAAAUCUCUUGCAAAAGAUUUUGCGCGAAAUCAAUUCAGCCAUGCCAUUGGGCGCUGGCAUAGCGGCAAGAGCGCCGCUCAAAGCGGGCGAGGCUAAGCAUCAGCAAGAGGCGCGCGCCUUGUUGCCGCCUGUGGGUCCCGAGGAGACGGUCAGACGUUUGGUGAUAGUGCCAUUCGCUGGCAAUAUGAAGUCGUUUAGCAGCUGUACACAAAUCAACUUGGAUCUGCCCAAUUGGACGAUACAAUAUGUUGCGGUCAAUAGCAGCGACAAGUGUGACUUGUAUUUACAAAAACAUGCCAUACUCGUGGAUGUGGGCGUACUCAAGGAGCUGCCGGACCCAUUCGUGUCGCCAUUCCCCGAAAUGUUUUACAUACAGGCGAAGUUGGCUGGAAUUUCUAAAACUGUUUUCCCACAAACCUUCCAAGACGGACGUCGACUCUUUGCUUCGUAUCAUACGAAACAACGCCGCACCGAAAUACGCCGACGCCAAUUUAAGGAAUUAUAUAAGAAGCUGCAGAUCAAACGUAUUAUACGGCGUUCACAUAAAGUCAUCUCGAAAACCGAUGCAAAGGAGAGCGGUGGUGGUGGCUCGCAUCACAAUCUCGUACUCGAUACACAAUUCUCCUCAUCGAACUUCAGUUUGCCGCUGGUAACGGAAAUUGAUUUAAUCGGUUGUGAACGCACCACUAAAUCUUGUGUCGGCAGUGUCUACAACAAUCGGCCCUUCUAUAUUUACUUGGAAAAACACACGCCCCCAUGUUGCCUUGACAAACUCAAAACGACAUUCAAUCAUGUACUCGAGGAGUUCGAGAAUGUCGGCAUACGUUAUUGGUUGGACAAUCAAGCCUUGCGAACAGCCAUCGAUACGAAUCACCUGCAUCCGGAUGCCUAUGAAAUAGAUAUCAGUUUCAAUGUUAAUGAUCUGGAGCGUUCGAAUGCCAUGAAAAAGUCACAAAAUAAACCAUAUGUAGAUAAUGAGGGCUUCUACUGGAUCAAGGCGACGGAUGGGCAUUAUUUUAAAGUGCAAUUUUCGAAAAUCAAUCAAAUUGGUGUAAAUUUGUUACCAUUUGAAAUAAACGGUAAUGAGGUGAGACCAAGUGGAUUUUUCGGUUGGAAAGCCAAAGAAUUCUCCGCAGACUAUCUGCAUCCAAUGUCGACGGUACUUUUUUUGGGCAAAAGUGUAAUGUGUCCGAAUAAUGUACGAGAAUUCUUAGACUUUAAGAAUGUGUAAUGGAGUGAUUGGUGGAAGGAGGUUGAAGAAACACCUCAAUGAAACACAAAAUAGGCAGAUGGUAUUAUAAGCGAUGAUUUAUUGAAAAGCUCUCGAGAUCUUACAAAAAAAGCACAAUGUGAAUCAACAGAGUGUAGUAAAAAUCACCAAAAAUAUCAUCAUCACAUCAGCGGCUAUUUGAGAGGUGUGGCUUAUAAAAAACCGGCACUUGAAACCAUCUAAUUUCAAAUUCAUUUCGAUUAAGUUGUCAUCAACAUAUAUUGCCUGAUUUCAUAUUUUUUGCAGAGAUUAUAAACAACGUUUUUCUAUCAGUUCCCUUAUAACUCCUGUGCAUCACUCUUGACUUUAUGUUUCGGCUUCGAAAUAGUGGCUAGUUGCGAUAUUAGCAAUAAAAAGUAUAACGCUUUGGAUUAGUUAUAUGCAGAAAGCUAGAAAAAUGUUGUAAUUUUAUCACCGAUUAAUGACGUUGGGUUAAUAUGUACUUCGGUUGCAGCUGUUCAUCAGUCUCGUUGUUUAAAAACCACACCUCGUAUCAACGAUGUGAAAAAAUAUAAACAAUUAACAAAGACCGAUAAAUUAUAUGAAUUAUGGUGAAAUAGAGCUAAAAUGUUUUACAUAUAAAUUAUAAGUGUGACUUUACUUAAAAGGAAUAAAUUAAACGCAAUGAUCUCCAAAGGGAAAGCAUUAUAAAAUGAAAAAUAUUGAGGUUAGGUAUGCACCAAAUUUAGAAGUUUUUAAUGGAGAUGUAUAUAGUAAAUACAUACAUACCUACAAAUAUAUAUGUAAAAAAUUCGAUACACAUUUAUAUACACAUACAUACUUUUAAUGCUUAGCCAAAUUAGUUAAAUUAAGCGAGUAUAGUAGAGACAUCUGCGAAAAACAGUUACAUUACAGAUUUCACAAUAUAUACAUAAGUAAUGCGUGCUAUCAUUAUUUAAUAUUUAUGCUUUAAACCAAAGAAGCUUUACCAUCAGCCGAUGGAGCACUUUAAAAAAAAAAAGUAAGUUUUUAAUUCAAAUAUUUGAAAAACUAAAGAAAAGGAAAUCGUAUCAAAUCAUAAAAUAAAAUACUAAAUGCCUAAUACAAGAUUAAAGAUAAAUAUUUCUAAUUAACUUAAUUACAGUCUGUCUAAAACGCCCAUAAAAUAUAUUUUAUAAAUAUACAAAAUAAUAAAGAACCAAACAAUGAAUAUUUCAGACUAAAUAAUGGAAAUAAUUAUGAAGCUUCAGUAAUUUUUAAAUAUUUAUCUGGGCAUUGGAAUUAUAAGAAAUAGUUUGUGAAAAGAAAUAACAACUACGUUUAUUUUAAAUAGUAAUACAACUAAACAUUAUUUAAUAUUCAGUUAUGACUUUCAGAAAACGAAGCAAACUGGAAUUUAAUGCGUAUUUUAGUAUCUAGCAGUAACCCUUCUAUCAAAUAUAAAAAAAAAUUAUCUUUAAUUAGAAACGACUUUACGAAAGGCGAUGUUUAUGAAAGCCAACUGUAUUUUCAACUAAAUUUCGUCGACAUGUUAGCUGUUUGUGCUUCUUAGUGUAAACACAUAAAUUUCUAUAUUUUUUCUCAUAUUUCGAUAGGUUAUACCUUUCAAAGUAAUAUACUAAAAUUUUAAGUCGAUAUUACAAGUUGUUUUGUAGUUACAGGCUUCUAAAGUGUAGUCGCUCCGUUCAAUCAGCUCCAUCAGUUUAUCUUUAAAUGUAUUUUUGCUAAAACUUCUUUUUUCACAAUUGCUUGUGUGAUUACUCGGAGACAAAUGAUCCACCAAUGUUUUGAACAAAAAUCGAAUUUCGACACAAUUCAACUUUUAGCGUAGACAUUUUGUUCAUUUUUAAUUUCAACUGAUUUUUGAGAUUUUUUGUUUUGAGUUUCAUCCACGGAGAAGGCCAUAAUCAAUGCAGCAGCACAGAUACUUUUUCAGCGCCGUCGGAGAUCGCGCGUAACAAAAAAAAUAUUUAACUUUUUUCUUUAAAAGUUUUACAGUAUAUUCUUAAAAUAUAUUUGAAUAAACUCUUUUAAAACAAUUGAUGCAUAGUUUUUGUUUUAGAAAUUCUCUAAAAUCGAGUUUUUAGGCUGUCACAAUAGGUAUCCCCCCUAAACAUUCUAAUUAAAACAUUAGACCGCUACCCACAAGACCAACACUUUAAACACAGUUAGUAGUUACUGUGGUACUUAACAUUAAACAUUAAACACCACUUUCAAAAAUGGAGUUUACCAUUCAUCUUCGUGUAACUCACCUAACCAGCAUUACUUUGGUGUUUUUGGAAGUAUAACUCUGAUUUCAGUACUCAAUUUGAGAGUUCACGAUAUAAAAUGUUAAAGAAAAUUCUAUGUUUUUUGAGCUGGAACUCGAGUUUGUGGCGCAGCGCAAGAAUUUUGUAAUAAGAAUACGGAAACUCAACCUAAUUAUUUUAACACAGAAAAUGUAAUUGUUAAUAGUACUCUAUUGUAUAUUUUACCAUACUAAUACAUCUGCAUAUAUCAUAUAUAUAUAUAUAUAUAUAUAAUACAUAGGUAUACAAAAACAUAACUACAUAAUUACACUAAACACUCAUAGCAUUCAUAUGUGAUAACUGUACCGCAUGUAAACUCGUACACCGCGCUACGGCUUCAAGUAUUUUGUUUUGCUAUUACUAUUUAUAAGCAUACAAUACAUAUGUACAUGUGUAUAUGCGUACCCACUAUUUAUUGAUAUAUGAAAUUGUUGGUUUUCUGACAUUAAUAAGUUAAAACUAAGGAAAUUUUUACUGUAUAAAUAUUUUGAUGUAAAAAGCAUUGCUUUGAAAGUAAUUUUGAAACGUACAUAGUUCCAUGAAUACACUCAUACAUGCACACUAGAGUAUUCGUUAUUUCUUAAGUUGAUUUGUUUCUUGCAAACGCUCCAUAAAGUUUCUGUUUUCGCCCUAAAAAAAGGAUCCAACUUAAAGAAGCUCUUUAAUUUUAAUUUAAACCGGUCUUAAAAUAUAUUAGUUUUCCCAUAUAUUUAACAUAGGAGUUUUUGACCUUAAAACCAAUAAAUUCUAAUAAAAAAUUUUCCGCUCUACAAAAAUGGUGCCAACAAUUUUUUUUAUCAAACUUAUACGCAGUUAAAGUAAUACAUCAAAUGUACUGAGCAUUCAUACGCUACCAUGUCGUAUGAGCACCACAGGCGCAUGUAUGAGUGCUGAAUACAACUAAUGAAUAACUUUAUCAGUGUAUAACUUUCAAAGGAAUGUUUUUAUGGAAAAAAACUAUUAGACCUAUUUUGUAGAGGACUAAAUUUUGUAUUAGAAUAUCACUUUAUCUAGAUUUUAGAUUCUUUGUUUUUAGGGUAAAAAUUGAAACUUUAGAAAUCGUUUGCAUAAAAAAUCAACUUGGAAAAUAGCGAACACCCUAAUGCACACAUACACACAGUAUAUUUUGAAGCGCUCAAUAUAAAGACAACAUAAUUAUAUAAAAUAACACAAAUGGGAUAGAUAAAAUGUUGUUCGCUAAUGUAAUGGUCAUAUAGGUAUAUAGAUAUACAAACAUACCUACACAUAUGUAUAUUGUUUAUAUAUACAUAUAUGUAUAUAUACAUAUAAACAGAUAAAAUAGCUCAAUAAAAAAUAAAUU